Messenger RNA from Balearica regulorum gibbericeps (East African grey crowned-crane), 21100 nucleotides. NCBI's taxonomy places the organism in Eukaryota, Metazoa, Chordata, Aves, Gruiformes, Gruidae. The record is from RefSeq and is a predicted model, not a curated record.
AUGGAGAAGCCCAAAAGAAAUAUUUGUCUCUAUGAUUUCACAGCCCGAGAUAUCAAGAUUGUUAAACCACUGGAAGAUGUGGAAGUAAAUGAAUAUGAGAGCGCGUCUUUCGUCUGUGAGAUUUCACAUGAUGAGGUCCAAACCCAAUGGUACAAAAAUGACAACAAGCUGAAGGCUGCCGACAAUAUUAGAAUGCGUCAAGACGGAAAGACCUAUUCGCUGACUUACAUGCGCGUUCAAGUCGAAGAUGCAGCAGAGAUCAAAUUUGUAGCAGAAAAGGCAGAAUCUCGUGCCCAGCUUACUGUAAAAGAGCUGCCUGUAAAAAUUGUGAAACCUUUGCGAGAUAAGAUCGCUCUUGAAAAACACCGGGGAUUCCUGGAGUGCCAGGUGUCUCGUGCCAAUGCCAAGGUUAGGUGGUACAAAAAGGACCGUGAAAUUCACCCUAGUGACAAAUAUGAAAUUGUGAGCGACGGUGUCUAUCGGAAACUCAUCAUCAACGAUGCAGAUUAUGAAGAUGAAGACACGUACACUUGUGACGCCUUUGAUGACAAAAGCAGUGCUAAUUUCUUUGUUGAAGAGCAAUCCAUUAGUAUUGUAAAGGAGUUGUGUGAUGAGGAUGUGACUGAGCCUGAAGAAGCCAAGUUUGAAUGUGAGAUAUCCAUUCCAUCUGUGAAACCCCCCAAAUGGUCUCUACACGGAGAAAUCUUACAGGCUGGCAGAAACAUUAUCAUGCAGCAAGAAGGCACCAUCCACAGGCUGACAAUACUGAAAACCAGUGCCGAUAUGACAGGCACCGUUCAGUUCUCCAUUGGCAAAUCAAAAUCCACAGCAAACCUGCUUGUCAGAGAUUACCACAUACAGAUCACCAGGAAGAUGGAGGACAAGACAGCUCUGGAGCGCCACUCAGUCAUCCUGUCCUGCGACUUCAGGCCUUCUCCGAAGGUUGUGAAGUGGUUCAAGGACCACACACCCAUCGAGCCCUCUGAGAAGUACAAAAUCAGGCGGGAGCAGCAUUCAGCAGAACUCAAGAUUUUGAAGGUGAAGCCCGAAGAUGCUGGCGUGUACAAGUGCAGGGCUGGAAACGCAGAGACUGAAGCCACAUUGACUGUUGAAGCCCGCAAUGUAGAAAUACUCAAGCACCUGCAGGACAUGGAAAUUGAAGAAGAGAGUUCCGCUGUCUUCUCCUGUGAGCUGUCUCAUGAUGACGAGGAUGUGGAAUGGUUCCUCAACGGCACCCUCCUUUACACCAACAACUUCAAUGACAUCAGGAACGUUGGCAAUUGCUACACACUGACAAUGAAGCAGGUCAAGCCUGAGGAUGCCGGCACAGUGACUAUGAAGUCAGACAAGGUGUCAGAGAGCGUGCGUCUGAAGGUGAUAGAGAAGCCUGCUGUCUUCAUGAAGUCCUUGGAUGAUGUUUUUGGUGAGGAGCGAGGUGUAAUUAAACUGGAAUGUGAAGUCUCAAAAGAGAAGGUGAAACCUGUUUGGAAAAAGGAUGGUGUGACGCUCACUUCUGGUAACAAGUAUGAGCAGAUACAGUCUGGGAAGACCCUGUGCCUCCUUAUCCAUGACCUCGAAAAGACAGAUGCAGGUUUAUACACAUGUGAUAUUGGCACUGAUGUUGCCAAGUCAAAGGUCAGCGUUCAGGAACUGAACAUUGGCAUCACCAAACGGCUGAAAAACACUGAAAUCCAGGAGGGAGAAGAUUGCACUUUUGAGUGUAUUUUGUCCCACGAAAGCAUUGAUGACUUCAACUGGACGCUGAACGGAAGCAAAGUGGAAAGUGGUGGGCGAUUUAAAGCCUCUAACAUGGGUCGGAAAUACAUGCUCAAUAUCAAAAGCGUGAUUCCUGAUGAUGCUGGGGAAGUCAUUUUCACGGCCCGUGGUCUAACCUCCAAGGCUUCUCUGGUUGUGAAAGAAAAACCUACUGAGGUUACAAAACAGCUGGAGGAUAAAACAUCAGCAGCAGGGCAGGACAUCAGGCUGAGCUGUGAAUUGUCAAAACCUGAUGUAAGCAUCAGAUGGUAUAAGGAUGGCAAAGCAAUCCGAAAAAGCCAGAAAUAUGACUUGCAUCAAGAGGGGACACGGGCCAUUCUGAUCAUCCAUGACUCCACGGUCAAGGACAGUGGGGAGUACACUUGUGAGACAGAGGUCUCUAAAACAAAAGCCAGGAUCACAGUGCAAGAAAAACCUAAUUAUUUUGUCAAAGAACUUUCAGAUCUAAAAGCUGAUGAAAAUGGAACUGCAGUUUUCAUGUGCCAGACUGAGAAAGCUGCACCCUCUGUGGUCUGGAGGAAAGGCAUAGCUGAACUCAGGGCUAGCAGGAAAUACGAGAUCACACAGAAAGGACAAGUCCUGCAGCUGACCAUAAAGAACUUGGAGAAAAGCGACAGUGACACUUACACCUGUGACAUUGGUGAUGCCCAGUCCAGAGCCAAGCUAGUCGUGCAAGGCCAGAAAGUGCUAAUAACAGAAGACCUGGAAGAUGUCACUGUGUUAGAAGGAGAAUCUGCCAUGUUCAAAUGCAGAAUCUCUCCUGUAGACUAUAGCAAAGUGCAGUGGUUUUUGGAUAAAACCCCACUCCAUACCAAUGAACUUAAUGAGAUCCAGUCUCAGCCUGGUGGAUAUCACUUGCUAACGUUGAAAAAACUCUCACUGAAGGACUCGGGGGUCAUUACAUUUGAAGCUGGUGAUAAGAAAACAUCUGCCAGUUUGGUUGUUAAAGAGAAGCCCUGCAUCUUCACAAAGGAGCUGGCUGAUACUGAAGUCACUGAGGGAGAGGAUGUGAUCCUUCAUUGUGAAACCUCCAAAUCAGACAGCCCUGUAAAGUGGUGCAAAGACGGGAAGAGCCUUAGGAAUUCUUCCAAGUAUAACAUCAGCCGGUCGGGAUUUGAAGCCAAGCUUGUCAUUCACAGGGCAGAAGAAAGAGACAGUGGCAGAUAUGAGUGUGAGGCUGGAGCAGCUAAAAGUAGUGCGGUUAUUACUGUCAAGGCCGUCUCUGUGCUCAUCAAAGAAGAGCUGAAGAGCAUGGAAGCCGUGGAAGGUGGGACUGCCACCCUGCGAUGCCAGCUGAGCAGAGAGGCCCCCGUGGAGUGGAGGAAGGGGCAUGCUCUUCUCCGGCCAAGUAACAAGUACAGGAUGAGGCAGGAGGGCAUGGUGGCUGAGCUGCUGAUCCACGAUCUGGACCCAAAGGAUGCUGGAGACUAUACAUGUGUAGUGGGGAACCAAAAAACCACAGCAGCCUUAUCAGUGAAUGCCCUGCCAGUCCGUUUCAAAAAAGAGCUGAAGAAUGAAGAAGGCACCGAGAGUGGGACGGCUACGCUGCAGUGCGAGCUGAGCCAGGCGGUGGACUCGGUCGAGUGGAGGAAGGACGGGAAGGUCCUGAUGCCAAAUGGCAAAUACAAAAUGAGACGGGAAGGGCGUUUUGCUGAGCUGGUGAUCCAAGACCUAGACUUGGCGGAUGCUGGGAACUAUACCUGCGUGUGUGGAGAUCAGAAGACAACAGCUGCUUUGAGAGUGAAUGCCCUGCCUAUCCUCUUCCAAGAAGAAAUGUUGAACAAGGAAGCUACAGAGGGAGACGCAGUCACUUUGCACUGUAAACUGAGCAAAUCGGCCCCAGUCGAGUGGAGAAAGGGGAAUAUGGUCCUGAAGCCAAGUGAAAAAUACAAAAUAGAGCAGGAAGGUCCCUUUGCGGAGCUGAUUAUCCGUGAUUUGGAUUUGGCAGACGCUGGUGAUUACAGCUGUGUGUGUGGAGAUCAACAGACUACGGCUGCUUUGACAGUAAAUGUCCUGCCUGUUCUUUUCACCAAAGAACUGACAGAUGAAGAAGCCACAGAAGGUAAAAGUGUGUCUCUGCACUGUGAGCUGAACAAGGCUGCUGCUAACGUGGAGUGGAAGAAGGGAUUCAAGACCCUCAAAUCAAGUGACAAGUAUAAAAUGAAGCGAGAAGGUGUCGUUGCUGAGCUUACAAUCCAAAAUCUAGACAUGACGGAUGCUGGAAAUUAUUCCUGUGUGUGCGGAGACCAGCAGACUAUGGCAGUUUUAACAGUACAUGCUUUGCCUGCAUUUUUCAAAGAAGGAUUGAAGAACAGAGAAGCCACAGAUGGUGCAACAGCCACUCUGCACUGCGAGCUGAGCAAGGUCGGUGUCCCAGUGGAGUGGAAAAAAGGGGACAAGAUGCUCAAACCGAGUGAUAAGUAUAGGAUGAGACAAGAAGAUACCGCUGCAGAACUGUUGAUCCGAGAUCUGGAGGUAGAAGAUACAGGAGAAUAUACCUGUGUGUGUGGAGAUCAGAAGACCUCAGCUGUCUUGACAGUCCAUGCUUUGCCUGCACUGUUCAAAAAGGAACUUGUCAAUAUGGAAGCCGCAGAAAACGGGACGGCUGUUCUGCAGUGUGAGCUAACUAAACCCACUCUGGUGGAGUGGAGGAAAGGGCAAAAGGUGCUCAAGCCUAGUGACAAGUACAAAAUGAGACUGAAGGAUGCCGUUGCUGAGCUGACAAUCCAUAGCCUGGAGGAACAAGAUGCAGGAGAUUACACGUGCGUGUGUGGAGACAAGACGACUACAGCAUCCCUGACAGUGCAUGCCUUGCCUGCACACUUCAAGAAAGAGAUGAAGAAUGAAGAAGCCACAGAAGGUGGAAUGGCCACGCUACAAUGUGAGCUAUCUAGGGCUGCCUCUGUGGAGUGGAAAAAGAAACACAAAGUGCUCAAAUCGAGUGAAAAAUAUACUAUGAGGCAGGAAGGUACUACAGCACAACUGCUGAUUCAUGCUUUAGAAGUCAAGGAUGCUGGGGAGUAUACCUGUGUGUGUGGAGAGGAGAAGACCACUGCAGCACUGACAGUGCACGCCCUUCCUGCUCUCUUCAAAGAAGAGUUAAGAAAUGAGGAAGCCAUGGAGGGCGAAGUAGUCACUCUGCGCUGUGAGCUGACCAAGACCGCUUCAGUGGAGUGGAAAAAGGGACACACAGUACUCAAACCUAGUGAGAAAUACAAAAUGAGGCAGAAGGAUGUUACUGCAGAACUGGUGAUCCAUAAUCUAGAUGAGACUGAUGCUGGUGAUUAUACCUGUGUGUGUGGGGAUAAGCAGUCCACAGCUUCCUUGGCAGUACACGCACUGCCUGCACGCAUCAAGGAAAGCCUGAAGGACGAGGAGGUAACAGAAGGUCAAGCAGCCACUCUGCGCUGUGAGUUGACCAAGGUUGCUCAAGUACAGUGGAGAAAGGGAAGCAGUUUGCUUAAAGUCAGCGACAAAUACAAAAUGAGACAGGAGGGCACAGUGAUGAAGCUGCUUAUCCAUGACGUAGAAUUGAAAGAUGCUGGAGAAUACACUUGUGUGUGUGGAGAACAGGAGACAACAGCUGCCUUGAAAGUGCAUGCCCUGCCUGCACUUUUCAAAGAAGAACUGAAGGACCUGCAAGCCAUGGAAAGCCAAACAGCCACUCUGCGCUGUGAGCUGACCAAGGCUGCAGCUGUGUCAUGGAAGAAAGGAAACAAAAUACUCAGGGCAAGUGAAAAAUACAUCAUGCGGCAAGAUCAUGCCCUUGCUGAGCUGGAAAUUUGUGAUCUAGAGCUGCAGGAUGCGGGAGAUUACACCUGUGUGUGUGGAGACCAACACACCACGGCUUCUCUAACAGUGAAUGCCCUGCCGGUGCUUUUCAAGGAAGAACUGAAGAAUGAAGAAGUCCAAGAAGGAGCAUCAGUCUCUCUGCGUUGUGAAUUAACCAAAGCAGCUCCAGUGCAGUGGAAAAUAGGGUCCAAAGUGCUCAAAGCAAGUGACAAAUAUCAAAUGAGACAGCCUGGCACCACUGCAGAACUGUUCAUUCAUGAACUAGAAGUAAAAGAUGCUGGAGAUUACACCUGUGUGUGUGGUGACCAGAAGACAACAGCAACCUUGACAGUUCAUGCUCUGCCACUGCUCUUUAAGGAAGAGCUAAGGAACGAGGAAGCAGAAGAAGGUGGAGAAGUCGCCCUGCACUGUGAGCUCACCAAGGCUGCGCCGGUGGAGUGGCGGAAGGACCAGAGGAUCCUCAAAGCGAGUGAGAAAUACAAAAUGAGGCAGGAAGGGACCAAGGCAGAGCUGGUGAUUCAUGAAAUAGCUGAGGAGGAUGCAGGAGACUACACCUGUGUGUGUGGAGAGCACCAGACUACAGCUGUCUUAACAGUACAGGCUGUGCCUUCAUUUUUCCGAGAAGAAAUGACCAGCAAGGAAGCGGUAGAAGGUGGAACAGUCACAUUGCGCUGCGAACUUAGCAAGGCAUCUGCCCAUGUUCAGUGGAAGAAGGGCCAUCAAGUCCUCACACCGGACAAGAAGUACAGCAUGAGACAGGAAGACUGUGUUGUGGAGCUGGUAGUUCACGAGUUAGACUUGAAUGAUACUGGAGAUUAUACCUGUAUGUGUGGAGACAAGAGCACCACAGCUGCCUUAACAGUGCAUGCACUGCCUCCAGAAUUCAAAAAAGACCUGAAGGACCUAGAAGCUGUAGAAAGUGGGACAGCUGCUCUGCACUGUGAGCUGACUAAACCUGCUGCGGUGGAGUGGAAGAAAGGGCAGGAGGUGCUCAAAGCAAGCAGCAAAUAUAAAAUCAGUCAAGAUGGUGCUGUUGCAAAGCUGAUUAUCCAUGAGUUGGAUGUGGACGACACUGGAGAUUACACCUGUGUGUGUGGAGAUCAGCAGACAACUGCUACUUUGACAGUCAAUGCCCUACCAGCACUUUUUAAACAAGAGCUGCAGAAUACCGAGGCAAAAGAAGGUGGUACAGCAACACUGAGGUGCGAGCUUACCAAACCCAAUGCUCCAGUAGAGUGGAGGAAAGGAGAUACUACUCUCUACCCUGGUUUGAAAUACGAGGUGAAGCAGCAGGGCUGCACUGCUGAAUUGAUCAUUUAUGACUUAGAACUGGAUGACUCAGGAAAGUACACCUGCGACUCUGGACAUCAGCAGACAACGGCUGUGGUAACUGUACAUGCACUACCUGUCACAUUUAAGCAACCCCUACAAAAUAAGGAAUCAGAGGAAGGAAGUACAGCUACAUUUUGCUGUGAGCUGUCAAAACCCAAUGCUGCAGUGGAAUGGAGGAAAGGAGGAGUGGGGCUGCAACCCAGCCAGAAAUAUGAAAUGAGGCAGAGGGAAUGCCUGGUAGAGCUAUUAAUACAUAAUCUCAAAUUAGAAGAUACAGGAGAAUACAGCUGUGAUACUGGGGAUCAGGAAACCAAGGCAUCUUUAAAUGUGAAAGCUCUGCCAGUUCUUUUCAAAAAGGAGCUCAAAGAUGAGGAGGCAGAAGAAGGAGCUGCGGUGAAAUUCCAGUGUGAGCUGACAAAGGAUAAUGCAACAGUGGAGUGGAGGAAAGGCACUAUGGAGCUCUUCCCAUGCGCCAAAUAUGAAAUUAAAUUAAGUGGUCGCACAGCUGAACUUGUGAUUCAUAACGUAGAACCAGAAGACGCCUCUGAUUACACAUGUGAUACAGGAGACCAGCAGAGCACAGCAGUCCUCAGAGUGAAUGCCAUCAAACCCCGGCUGAAGCAGCAGCUGAAGAAUGAAGAAGUGGAAGUGGGAGGAACGGCCAGGCUGCACUGUGAGAUUUCCAUUAGCAAAGCAGAAGUGGAGUGGAGGAAAGAUGGAGUUGUCCUUCAUUCGAGCUCCAAGUACGAAAUGUGGCAGGACGGCACCCUCCGCGAGCUGCGUGUUCACCACCUGGAGCCUAGUGAUGCUGGAGAGUAUUCCUGCAAGGCUGGAGAUGAGACAAGCUCUGCAAAACUGACCGUGAAAGAGCCUGAUGUGACCAUCGUGAGUGGCCUAAAGGACAUGGUGGUGUUUGAAGGGGAUGAUGUCACGUUUCAGUGCCAGGUUUCUCAUGAGAACGCAAGGGAUGUUGAAUGGAAGCUGCAGGAUGUCGCUCUGCAAAAUAAUGAAAUGAAUGAGAUCUCAGUUGAAAAAGGAAAGAUUCACACCCUGACGUUAAGGAAGGUGACUGAGCAGGACAUUGGCACCAUCACUUUCCGAGUGGGACCCCACACAUCAACAGCAGAGCUCACAGUAAAAGAAUCAGCAGCAACCAUAGUGGAGACGCUGAAGGACGUCACUUCGUAUGAAGGAGAGGACGCAGUGUUUGAAUGCAGGCUGUCCCGGGAAACAGCUCAGGAUGCCCAGUGGUUCCUGGGGGAUGUUCCCCUGCAAUCCAAUGAAAUGAAUGAGAUCAGAGUCCAAGGGACACAUCACACUUUGAUCCUGAGGAAGGUGACACUAGAAGACUGUGGACCCAUCAGUUUCAAAGUCGGGCAGCAUACCUCAGCGGCACAGCUAACGGUCCAAGCCAAGAACAGCAUUGUCCAGGGCUUGGAGAAUGUGGAAGCCGUGGAAGGAGGGGAAGCCCUGUUUGAAUGCUAUCUUUCCAAGCCCGAAUGCUACAAUUACAACUGGCUGAUUGACGAUGAACCUGCCAAAACUACAGAAAACACUGAGAUGGUUUACUUUGAAGAUGGACGCAGGCAUCUUCUGCUGCUGAAGAACCUAACUCCACGGGACAGCUGCAGGGUGACUUUUAUGUGCAGCGACGCGGUGACCUCAGCCUUCCUGACGGUGAAAGGAUGGCGCCUACAAAUCUUGCAGCCUCUGACAGAUGUGGAAGUCUCUCUGGGGGAGAAAGCUACAUUUAGCUGCGUUCUAAGUGAAGCUGUGCCAGUUACUGAAGUUGCCUGGUAUAAUAAUGAUGUAGAGAUCCAGUCGGAUGAGGACUGGGAGGUACAAGCAGAUGGAAAUAAAUACAAACUUAUUCUGAAAAAAGCCCAACCACAUCAUUCUGGAGAGGUGACCUUUGCUUCCAGGGAAGCAAUUGCAUCAGCAAAGUUAUCUGUGAUAGCCCACCCUGAACCACCUGAAGAACCAGAAGUUUUAAGUAAGAACAGCCACUCUGUAACUCUGUCUUGGUACAAGCCAUUGAGCGACGGUGGUUGUGACAUCCUAGGCUACAACGUGGAGAAGAAAAUCCCAGGUAUUGGCUGGCAGUCAUGCAACAAGGGCAUUAUUCAAAACACGGAGUUUAUGGUGGACGAUCUCACCCCGGGUGAACCCUACAGAUUCCGUGUCUCAGCUAUAAACAAAGUUGGGUCCAGCGAGCCGGUGCACUUCCCUCAGAUGGUGCGGCUAGAGGCUCCAGUUACAGUCACCCAUCCUUUGGUGGGAGGAUCAGUUUCAGAAGGGGAGGUGGCUCGCUUGGAGUGCAAAUUAUCAAGUGAAACUGAAGAGAAAGUCACAUGGUUCAAAGGAAAAGAAGAAAUACAAGCUGGAGGGAGAUACGAGAUCAUCUCUGAUGGAAAAAAGCAGAUACUCAUUAUUCAUGCAUUUAAACCUGAAGAUCAGGACACAUAUACCUGCAUGGUUUCUCCAGAAGUCAAAUCUGUUGCCAGCUUGUGUCUUGAAGUUCCCACAGUGACAAUGCUAAAAGAGAUUGCCAGGGAAGCUCCCUCUGCAAGGCAACCAGAAGAGGUGGUGGAUGGCCAUGUCCAGCCCAGUUUGCCCCCUGAGGCUGCUCAGGAGGGAGACCUUCAUCUGCUGUGGGAAGCUCUGGCCAAGAAACGCCGGAUGAGCCGGGAGCCCACCUUGGAUUCCAUCAGCGAGGUGCCUGAAGAGGACGAGAAGCUUCAGAAGUUGAGGAAGGAGGAAGCAGAGAUGUCUCACUAUUACUCAGAGGAGUACUCCACGUGUGAUGAGUUGGCUAGGACAGGAGAAGCAGAUUUCUCUUUCACAAGCUCAGAUGAUGAGUCUAGAGCUGGGACUCCUUCACUAGUGAACUACCUCAAGAAAGCUGGAAAGACAAGUGUCAGUGUUACUAGCAAGGCUCAGUCCAUCUCCACGGGGAAAUUAUGGAAACAGUGGGAGAAAUCCAGUGUGGAGACUGUUGUGACUGCCCCAGCUGCUAAGCCAGCUAAACCAGAAAUACCAGAUUUAGAUGAUCCUUCCAUGAACCAGGCUGCUGUGAAGAUCCAGGCUGCUUUCAAAGGCUACAAAGUCAGGAAAGAGAUCAAACAACAAGAGUGCCCAGUGUUUACUGAGACCUUCAAAGAUUUCUCUGGUGAGCCUGGAAGCACUCUCCACCUUGAGUGUGUGGCUCACAGCAAAACUGACAUGAAAGUCCGUUGGCUGAAAGACGGAGAAGAGCUUUCAGAUGGUCGCUACUAUCACAUAGACAAUUACAGUGAUGGGACCUGCUCUUUGAUUAUCACUGGCCUGGAUAUGAAAGAUGCAGGUAAAUACACCUGUGAGGCAUCCAAUAAAUUUGGCAAGGUUUCACACACUGCUAAGGUGGUUAAACAAAGCACUGACAGUGAGACAGAGAGCUCGUCUGGCAGUGAGAUGGAUGAUGCUUUCCGUAAAGCAGGAAGGAGACUUCAUAGACUCUUCAGGGCCAAGAUCUCAACAGAGAUAUCUGAUGUGGAGGAAGAGCUCUUUGUCAGUGCAGAUGAAGGGGACAUAGAGGUGGUCGACCAUCAGACGUAUCGUGAGGAUGACCAGUAUAUCUACAUCAAGUUUGAAAUCUUGUCUGAGGCAAAAACUGCUGCCACUCGAUUCAGAGAGAUGUUUGGUGCUCUGGGAAUUCCUGUGGAGAUUGACAUUUUGGAACAAGGCCCUAAAAAAAUGGAAUUGCGUAUUGGGAAAGCAACACCACCCACCCAUGGGAAGUUUGUGCCACCAGUAGUGAGACCUCCACCACCUUUGCUGACUUCUGAUACAGCUCCCAUGUUCAUGACUGAGCUCCAAAACCAAGAGGUACAAGAUGGAUAUCCAGUCAGCUUUGACUGCAUUGUUGUUGGCAAACCGCUCCCCACGGUUCGCUGGUUCAAGGAUGGCAAAGCCAUUGAAGAAAAUGAUCAUUACAUGAUCAACGAGGACCAGGAAGGGUGCCAUCAGCUGAUCAUCACAGCUGUGGUCCCCACCGACAUGGGUGUUUACCGUUGCCUUGCUGAAAACAACAUGGGAGUUGCUUCAACCAAGGCUGAGCUUCGAGUGGACUUGACCAGCACUGACUAUGAGACAGCAGCAGAUGCAACAGAGACAUCUUCUUACUACAGUGCCAAAGAAUAUAUUUCAAGCCGAGAACAGGAGGAAUCUACUACUGAGGAGGAGCAAUUGCCCCAGAUCCUUGAUGAGCUUCAUGAUAUUCAUGUGGCACCUGGAGCAUCACUGGCUAAAUUUCACCUGAAGGUGAAAGGGUACCCGCAGCCUCGUCUCUACUGGUUCAAAAAUGGACAGCCGCUAAAGGCCUCGGAUCGCAUCCUGAAGACUGAUAAACAGGAAUUCCACUCACUGGAAAUUCGCGACGUCACCAAGGCAGAUGCUGGCCAGUACUCAAUAUUUGUUAUCAACUCUGCUGGUUCUGCAUAUUCGUCGGCCAGGCUGGUAGUCAAAGAUCCUGAUGAGAAAGAAGAGCCAUCAGAAACAGAUUCCCAUGAGCAGCUGAUACCACCAAGGUUCCUAGAAAGAUUUACUAAUAAAAAGGUGAAAAAAGGUGCAAGCAUCACAUUAUCUGUAAAAGUUGAAGGACAUCCACCACCAACCAUUACUUGGCUGAAAGAAGAGUCUCGGGAAGACAUCCUGUGGAUCAAACCAGACACUCCUGGGUAUAAACUUGCCAGUUCAAAUAUGCAUCACAGCCUAAUCCUGUUGGAUGUUAAAAAGAAGUACAGUGGAGCUUACACAUGCAUUGCUACCAACAAGGCUGGCCAGUCCAUCUGCACCGCCACCCUAGAAGUUGCAGAUGUGAAAGAGGCUGAAGUUCUGACCCAGGAGCGUGUGAUGGUGUCAGAAGCCAUCAUGACCACACUGGGAGCUAUUCAACCCUCUGAAACAAGAGAAGGAGACCUUGAAGCUGGUGGAGAAGGUGUACCCAAAAGCCCUAUUUCAUUAGCUGAUGUUGGCUCAGAAGAGUUCUUCCAGAAACUCACCUCGCGUAUUUCAGAAAUGGUAUCUGCAAAAAUAAGUCAGGCUACACUUCGAGUGCCAGGUGCAGAAAGUGAUGAUGAAUCAAAAACUCCCUCUGCAUCUCCUCGCCAUGGACGAUCCAGACCUUCAUCCAUUGCUCAGGAGUCUUCCUCUGAGUCUGAAGACGGGGAUUCCAGAGGAGAGAUCUUUGACGUCUACAUGGUCACAGCUGACUACGUGCCUGCUGCUCCUGACAAGGAGACCAUCACUUUGAAGGAAGGCCAAUAUGUGGAAGUCCUUGAUUCAGCUCAUCCUCUGAAGUGGCUGGUCAGGACUAAACCCACAAAAUCCAGCCCCUCUCGACAGGGUUGGGUAUCUCCAGCCUAUCUGGACAAGAAAUUAAAGUUGUCACCAGAGUGGGGAACAACAGAAGCUCCCGAGUUCCCUGGAGAGUUUGUUUCUGAAGAUGAAUAUAAAAGGAAGCUGAGUGUUCUUAUGCAAGAGCUGUUGAUCUCAGAAGAGGAUUACAUUCAAGAUCUACAGUUCCUCCAGACUCAUCACCUUAAGUACACUGAGACCUGUCCCAAUGUCCCAGGAGCUGUCGCCAGUCAGAGAUCCACCAUCUUCAGAAAUAUUGAUGACAUUGCUCGCUUCCAUUCCAGUGUCUUCCUCCGAGGCUUGCAGAAAUGUGACACUGAUGAUGACGUGGCCAUGUGCUUUAUCAAGCACGAAGCAGAGUUUAAUAAGUACAUCCAGUACCUGGUGGGGAGGGUACAGGCCGAGUCAAUUGUUGUCAGCAAAGCUGUGCAGGAUUUCUACAAGAGAUACACAGAUGAAAUUUUAACUAAUGAAGAUCCUUCACAGCCGCUUAUCCCACCACUGCAGCACUACCUGGAAAAACCCAUAAACAGGAUCCAGCAGUAUCAGACUAUAAUCAAGGAAUUAAUCCGAAACAAAGCAAGAAGCAGCCAAAACUGCACUUUGCUGGAGCAGGCUUAUGCUAUUGUGUCUGCGCUCACCCGAAGAGCAGAAAACAACCUCCAUGUCUCACUCAUUGAGAAUUAUCCGGGCACCUUGGAAAGCCUUGGUGAACCCAUCCGACAGGGCCACUUCAUUGUGUGGGAAGGAGCUCCAGGAGCUAGAAUGGCAUGGAAAGGACACAAAAGACAUGUCUUCCUCUUCAAAAAUUAUAUUGUGAUCUGCAAACCAAAGCGAGACACAAAGACAGACACCUACAGUUACAUCUUCAAGAACAUCAUGAAGCUGAACAACAUAGACGUGAAUGACCUUGUGGAAGGGGAUGACCGGGCGUUUGAGAUCUGGCAUGAACGGGAAGACUUGGUCCGCAAGUACCUCCUUCAGGCACGUACAGUGAAUAUCAAGAACUCCUGGUUGAAGGACAUUUGUGGCAUACAGCAGCGGAUCAGCGAGCCUGUCUGGAUACCUCCAGACUUUGAGGAAGAACUGGCAGAUUGUACAGCUGAGCUGGGAGAGACAGUCAAGCUGGCUUGCAAAGUUACGGGAGCUCCCAAGCCAUCUGUCAGCUGGUACAAAGAUGGAAAGCCUGUGGAGGUGGAUCCCCAUCACAUUAUAAUAGAAGAUCCCGAUGGUUCCUGCACUUUGAUCUUGGACAACCUAACAGGCGUUGACUCAGGACAGUACAUAUGCUUCGCUUCCAGUCCUGCUGGAAAUGCCAGUACCUUAGGAAAGAUACUUGUUCAAGUGCCACCAAGGUUUGUGAACAAAGUUAGAAAUGCUUAUUUUGUGGAGGGUGAAGAUGCUCAGUUUACCUGUACUAUUGAAGGAGCCCCUAGGCCUCAAAUCAGAUGGUACAAAGAUGGUAUACUGUUGAAGGACACAAGUAAAUAUCAGACUUUCAGUGAACCACGGAGUGGCAUAAUAGUCCUGGUGGUCAAGAACCCUUCCAAUGAAGAUAUGGGACACUAUGAAUGUGAACUGGUGAACAGAUUAGGGUCUGCAAAAAGUGGAGCAGAACUUUACCACCACAGUGCUGCAGCCCUGACCCAGGAGAGGAGAGGAGAUCAAGCCAUUACCAUAGAAGGUCAUUCACCUUCCCGCUCCCCAAGAGCGGAGCCAACUCCAGAGCCAGUUUUUGUUUCAAAGAUCAGACAGCCUGUCCACAGACAUGAGCAGGAGGCAACAUCAAAGUCUGCUGUUCCCAUGCUUUAUGUCACAGAACCAGAAGACAGGCAAGGAGCAGCAGCUAGAGAUGUCAUCAUAGAGACCAAGGUGGAAGAGAAAAAGCCCAAAUGGGUUGAAGUGGAAGAAAUAAUUGAAUUCAAGGUGAAAAAAUCACCAAAACCUGCAAGGAAAAGAGGCUCUUCCCCAGCAAAACAAGAAAAAGAUGACUCAGGGGUGUUAACGUUCACUUUUCCCAGCUCAAGGCCUAGGCGUUCCCCAGAAGAUGAUCCAAACACAAACAACUCCAACAAUAAAUUGGUGGAACAGUCAAAAUCUUUGCCUAGUGACAGUCUCUCUGAAGCCGAUAUCCAGCCGCUGGUGUAUGCAACCGAGCAGGAAGGACCUCAAGUCAGCAACGAAGACAGAAGCUCCCCAUGUGGGUCCGAACAACUAGGAAAUGAUUCAUUUAUGGAUUAUGGAACCGAAGGAAAGAGCUUCCCACAGGAAACAAGCGCUCACUACAGGUCAGAUGUCGCUUCCCCGCUGCUUGCCUGCGGGGGUGAGCCUUUGAUCUUCAGUUUUGAGACAGCUGCUGCAGACCAGCAUGAACUUCUGUUCUCACCAGCGAGUCCAGAGGUUAAGGAAAAGAUAGAUGAAUUAGAUGUAUCUUGGCCUGUUGAAGAGGGGGUACCCGAAGUAAUGCAAGAUGUCGUUCCAGAUGAGGAUAAUGUUGUUAUAGUUGAUGAACCAGAGGAACUACAGACAGAUGACAUUAGCACCCGGGACCGUAAAAUCUUAACCCACAAUGGAAAAAUAUUAACUUUGGAGGAUCUUGAAGAUUAUGUUCCUGAAGAAGGUGAGACCUACGGGUGCGAUGAUCAGAGCCAUACGGCAGAGAAACCCUGCGAGAUCUCCGUGCUCCAGACAGAGAUUAAUGAGCCAACAAUUGGGAAGCCAGUGCUGCUGAAUCUGGUGAGACCUGUGGUGUCCCAGCCCAGGCAAAGAUUUUUCAGCCAGUUUGAGGAGCACGUUCCUGGGGGCAUGUUCAUGUCAGCAUCUAGAGUAACCGGUGUGCAGUCUGUAGGUGCCUCAAACAUCUCCUUCCAUGUGAGUGAUACCUGCAUGGCAGUGACGCCUGGGGUGCAUGCAGCAACAGCAGCAGCUUCUCCGGGUCCCUCCUUCACAGUGAAACCAUCUUUCUGCACUGAAGUCCAGCUCUCACCAGACAACGGACAGUCAAGCUUUAAAACUGAAGUUUCCACAAGAACCCUCAGCUAUGGGACUGUUGGAAUGACUUCCCCACAGUCAAAGAUGGAGACUACUGUCCAGGCCUCACUUCAGCGUGCUGAUAAGGAGAUCAAAACAGCUCUAAAGAAACUCGUGGACUCGGCAUCACUGCUGGUGACUCUUCCCCCGAGCAUGCAAGGAGGAGCUGGUGGCCUUGGCCUUCCUGGGUCCAUUCCUUCAGAGCACUCAGAAAGAGCAGUUGGGCCCUCUGUCAUAGUUCAAGAAGCCAGUACCCAAACCCAGACUGCUGGAGGUCAUGACAAAGCACAAAGACAGAUUCCAGCUGAAGAAUCAAGUGUGCCAAAGUCCAGUCCCGGUCCUUCCCAUGAUGAGACGGCUGCUGGAGAUGAAAGGACUCAGGAGCGCACCGUUCCUAUUACCAGAACAUCACCAGCCGCGGGGGCAGGAGACUGGUACAGAAGAGAAGGAGAUGUGGUCUGGGACGUACACAGUGAAGUUUAUAUUGAGACCACAGAAAGAACUCGUGUGUAUAAGACUGAGGAGAAGACCCCAACAAGUCCUCCCUAUAUGCAAGUGACAAUAGAGGAUGUGCAGGUGAAUUCUGGGGAGUGUGCCAAAUUUCAGGCAGUCAUUGAAGGAACCCCUCAGCCUACCGUUUUGUGGUUUAAGGGCACUUCGUUGCUGACAGACAGCACCAGGCUCCAUCAAGGGAAGGAAGGAACAACAUAUUUCUUAGUCGUGGACAAUGCUGUCUCAGAAGACGGUGGUGUUUAUACCUGUGUUGCUAAAAAUGCAGGAGGGGAGGUUUUGUGCAAAGCAGAGCUGGUCGUACAUGAAGGUAAUAAAGACCAAGCAGCAAAGAAAGUGGCCACCAGGAGAAAGCUCCAUUCCCUUUAUGAGGUUAAGCAGGAGAUUGGAAGGGGCUGCUUCAGCUUUGUGAAACGAGUUGUACAUAAAGGGAACAGAGUGUCUUGUGCUGCCAAAUUCAUACCUCUACGAAGCAAAACGAAGGCUCGAGCGCAUCAAGAGAGGGAUAUUCUUGCCUCUCUGUCCCACGACAGAAUUACCAGGCUCCUGGAUCAGUUUGAAACACGGAAAACGCUGAUUUUGAUUCUUGAGUUAUGUUCCAGUGAAGAGCUCCUUGACCGUUUAUUCAAGAAGAGUGUCGUCACUGAAGCAGAGGUCAAAUUAUAUAUCAAGCAAAUUUUGGAAGGAAUCAAAUAUCUUCAUGACAACAACAUCCUUCAUUUGGACAUUAAGCCGCUGAAUAUCCUCAUGGUUUACCCUGAAAGGGAAGAUCUUAAGCUCUGUGACUUUGGAUUUGCCCAGAAGAUCACGCCCUUUGAGCCUCAGUUCAGCAAAUAUGGGUCUCCGGAGUUCGUUGCCCCAGAAAUUGUUUCUCAGUCACCAGUGUCAAAAGCAACUGAUAUCUGGGCUGUGGGAGUCAUCACAUAUUUAAGCCUAACGUGCAAGUCUCCAUUUGCUGGGGAGAAUGACAGAGGAACCCUUUUAAAUAUCCAGAACGGAGAAAUUUCAUGGACUAUUCCUGAUUUUGUUCACUUGAGUGAAGAUGCAAAGGACUUUGUGAAAGGGAUCCUACAGCAGCACCCCGAAGCAAGGCCUAGUGCUUUGGACUGUCUUUCCCACAAGUGGUUCAUGCAUAAUCUCCCCCUCGAAGCAGCUCAUUUCAUUAAUACCAAGCAGCUCAAAUUCAUUGUGGCUCGGAGCAAGUGGCAGCGGUCUCUGAUGUGCUAUAAAUCCAUACUGGUAAUGCGGUCUAUCCCAGAAAUCCUAGAAAGAACUCACGACAACACCUCCCUGGCCAUCUCCCGACAUCUUAUUGAAGAAAGCACUUCAUCCAGUACCAGCGGCUCGUCUUCAGACAACGAGAACUCGCAUUUCCCCACGAAGAGGCACUUUGGCUCUACACCCGAACUGCACUUGUCCAUAUUUGAUGUAUCAAGCCAUCAGGAGCCUCCAAAACCCUCAAGUGAAGAGAAGCACUCUAAAAUGUCAGUCCCUCCAGUAAAACCCAUGAGGAGGAAGUAUGCUUCAACGAAAGCUGAGGUGGGGGACAAAUCACCUACAGAAACCAAAGAGCUCAUGGCAAGUAUCUUAAAGGAGAAAGAGGAGGGGCUCCAUCCCAGACCUCGAGAUGAAGGAGCAGAGCAGUCCCAAAGAAGCGGUGCUGCUGAGUCUUCAUCAGUGAGGACUUCCACAGAAAGCACAUCACAUCCCUCUCAGAAAGAAAAACCAGACAUAUUUUUAUCUGAUAAGGACAGAAUUGAUAAGGCUGGGGAUGGGACAGAAAAGCCACCUGUCUGUGUUCCUAGACAGAGUGUCAUUAAAAGCACUUUCUACAGCCAAGCAGCUGAGCUACCUGCAAGGGGGCCUUCCUCACCAGGCAGGGAGUUCAGAAGGCACCUGGACAGAGCCAGAAGGACUUUCCGGAAAGCUGGAUAUUCAAAGGUCCCUCUCAGUGGUCUCCGUGAGCCCCUUCUAGAGCAGUUUGAACUGGAAGAAGAAGAAGGAAAGUCUGAUGAUGGAGAUGAUCACAGGGAAAGUCUGCUGACCAAAUCAGCUUCGUUUGACACUGCAAGGAAACCACCACAUCCUGCCAUUGCUGGUGCUAGCCGAAGCCGUUCCCUGGAUGACUACAGGCUGAGAGCCUCAAGAUCAGUGAGGGAACAAGAUAUUUUGGAAGAAGACUGUGAUAUUUUGUCACAGGAAAGUUGCCCUGAAGGCAGUGACCACUGUGACAUUUCUGCGGGGCCUAGCAAGGGAUGUUCUGUAGACACUUCAAAGCAGGAGGACUUUAGGAGAGCCAGCAAGAAUUGUUCAGAAGAGCAGCCCCCUCCUUCCACAAAAUGUGAGGGUAAUGGGUGCCCAGCUGUUACUGUGCAACAGCUAGAGAGACUUCCAGUGUCACCUCAUAGGAGUGAGAAUAGGAAACAUUUACUGAAGAAGUCAAAAGCUGCUUACUUUGAGGAGGAAGUUGAAGAUUUGGAAGGCAAAAGCGCCAUUCUAACUGCCCAGUGCUCAGAUGCAACUGCAUCAUCAGCUCAAAAACAUGAAAGCAUGGAAGGUAAAUCUCCCCCUGGCAGCGCCUCUGACACUGCUUUUCAGGAGGGCAAACAGUCCAUUUCAACGCUCGCACAGUCAGACACCACCUCCACGUCAGCCCCUACAAGCAAGGGAGGUGCGUAUCUGCCCCAGGAGUCUGCUCACAGCACCGACAUCCAGCCGGAUCUAAAAGGUGGAAGCUUGCUUAUCAAAAGGACAGCCCCAGUUCCACCUUGGAAAGACAAAAGGCAGAAACAUUCACAUGAGAAGACUUCUGCCCAUAGCGUUGCCAAAUCUGAUCUCAUGGAGCGUGAAAGUGCUGCUGUUUUAACAGGCCCACAAACAAAAACCGAUUCACUUCCAGUGUGUAAAGACAAAAGUCAGGAACUUCCUGAUCAAAGUGUUCCAGUGACUACUGCCUUGGUGGGCAAACGGCCUGGUACCCUAACUGCUCUGCAAACAGCUGAUGAAGGUGUGCAUCAGAAGCUGAAGACCUAUGAAGAGGUGAGAUCUGGUGUCCUGGAGGAUGAAGGACCAGGUGUUACAGGAACCACUCCACCAUCAUCCCAUGAUGGCGAAAGCCAGACACACAAGAGGGCUCCUGUUCAUGGAGACACAGCAUCAGCUAUCCUGAAGGAAGAGCAUCUUGUUGUUCCAAAAGUCCCACCACCAAAAUCAAUGUCAACUUUGGUCUCCGAUGGGGCACAGCAGGCUGAAAGGGAACGGCCAGCUCAUAGCAAGGAGAGGCUUGCUGCUCCGAGGAGGGAAAGCUCAGCUGUCACAGAGCUUGUUCCCAGUUUGGUCCAUGAGACUGAAAUCGAGGGAGCUGAACUCCAGAAGGUUUCUAAAGGCAGUGACAUGGUGCCUGCCGUUCUGGAGAGCAGACACCCAGCUAGAACUGUGUCCUCCCAAAAUACUGGCCUCCCUUUGGUCCGUGAGAGUGAAAAGCGAGAACAUCCAAAGGCAUCACUUCACAGUGAGGUGAGAUCAGCUGUGACAGCAAGUGGAAGGCAAGCAGCUGGACAGACUAUGCCUGCUCCGUUCCCCAAGGCUGGACGUCAGGUGUCUGAGCAGCACAGGGGUGCCUGUCCCAGUGGCAGAGUUUCUGCUGAUCUGGAGGGUGGGCCUCCAGGUGUCUUAACUGCUUCACAACCAGAAGUUGCUCCAGCUCCAGUCUAUAAGCUAGAAUAUGAAGAGCAUCCAAAGGUUUAUGAUGAGGGUAGAGGCGUUGCCUUAGCAAGUGGAAGCUGUGAUGCUGGAAGAACUGUCCCACCAUCACUCCGCAGGGAUCAAAGUCAGGAGCUCUCACAUCACAGGUCUUCUUUUUACAGUGAUGAGGAGUCUGCUGUGCUGGAGGGCUUAGUGGAUGAGAUGGUUUCCCUCUCUGAAGAGAUGAAUGUUUGGGCAGAGUCAGUUUCUGGUGAGGAGGAAUGCAGAAAGCACAUCUCUCCUCCCACAGAGAUGUUCUGCAAAGGCCCAGGUAGCCAAGCACCUAUGGACACCACCUUCCCCUCUGUACAAGGGGGUAAAAGAGAAGUUUCUGAGCUGGAUGACCUUGCAGAACCCUAUCCUGCCAUGAGUGAGAAGUCAGUGGUCCUGGAAGGGCAGGGAGGACAGAUGGUUCCUCAUGAAUGUGAGCAUCUGGAAGACUUAGCGUUUGAGAGCCCCGCUUCUAGCCAAGUAAGCGUUUCCUCAACAGAUAGCUUGGAUGCUGGAAAAAGACCCAGUCAAGCGUCAGUAAGCAAGGACACUGGUAAACACCCAGAAGUUUCUUUAGUGAAAAUCAAAGACCUGUCGGAUGAAACACCCAGUCUUGGCAGUGGAACUCCAAAACUCGACAUAUCAGAGGUAGAGCCUGCCUAUUUGAAUUUCUCUGACUUGUAUGACAUUGUCUAUUUUCCAUUUGAAUUUCUGAACUAUAGGAAGCCUCCACCCAAACCAACUGGUAGACGGUUUAUACCUUUUGGUGAAAGGGCAAGGUCACCUCCUGCAGGACAUUUGCAUAAGGAUAAAAGACUGUGCAUCAGAGAAGAGGCAGAGGACAGGAACAGGAAGAACCGUUUGGAAAUAUCUGAGGAUUCAAAGGCAACUAACUUAUUAGCCAUGGGGAAAGGAUCAGAGAGUCAUAAGGAAAUUUAUGGCCCCCAAAAGGACUCAAGUGGGAAGCAGAGAAGCUCCUUCUACAACAAGCCAGGACUCUUUAAGCCAUAUGCAAGGUCUCAUUCAGUGGAGCAGUCAGUGGAGCAGAGUCUGAAGAAGAAAGUAAAAGCUUCUGUUGCCCAUAUUUCAAGAAUCCUAAAAGGAAAGACAUCUCCUGAGCCAGAGGAAGAGUUUGGCGAGCUGGGAAGCGAGGCAGUCGAAAAAGAGCUGUUAACAGGGGCUGAAGGAUCUCUGAAGAGGAAAUCGGGACUCUCUUCAUUCAAGCUAUCAAGCCUCAUGCCAAAAGAGAAAGCACCUUUGUUCGUUGAGGAGCUCAUCGAUCAGGCUGCUGCCAUCGGACAGUGCGUGACGCUGUCGUGCCGGACGGCAGCUCACUCCUCCCUGCGCAUUGACUGGUUCAGAGAUGGGAUACCUGUCCACAGCAGCAGUCAGAUCCUCAUCUCAGCCACGCUGAAAAACUUCCAGCUGUUAACUAUUCUCUCUGUUAGCGCCGAUGAUUUUGGUAUUUACACCUGUGUGGCCACAAACUCCUUGGGCUCAGCAUCUACCUCUUGCAUUGUAAGAAAAGCAG